AUGUAUACCUUCAGUAUAAGUGUACUACUCCAGGCAUUGCUAGUAGUCAGCAUCAGCUGCGCGGCAGACCAUGGCAACUAUCGAAAGCGUUUGUUAUUGACAUUUGCAUGGAUUGGAAGCUUCUGUGUCAUGUGCUACAUAUUCAUCUCUAAAGAGAUAUACAUAUUCGGCGCGCUGCUAGCUAUCGUCUCCAACACAUCUUUCGGGGCGUCCUUCGUUCUAUUAAACUCCUUCCUUCCUCUCCUUGUCCGCCACCAUCCGAGACUAUUGGAGUCGGUAACCGGCGUACCUGAAGAUGAUGACUUGGAAUCAGAUACUAUAAUCGACUCUCAUUCUCGGUCGACAUCCCCUACUCUAGCCGAGCACCCUCCAAACGAUCCGACAACCCCCUUGCUCUCGCGAAACGACGGCAGCUCUGACAUCCAUGAUUUGCGACGAAUACCUACUCACGAGGAACUUACCUCUAUUGAGCUUCAACUGUCCAGCGAGAUAUCUGCAAAGGGGAUUGGGAUCGGCUACGGCGCUGCAUUGUUCGUGCAAUGCGCCUCCAUAUUAAUAUUAGUGAGCAUGCAUAGUUCUAUUUGGUCGCAACGGGUCGUGCUAUUUUGUAUCGGGGCUUGGUGGGCCAUUUUUACGAUACCAGCAGCUAUAUGGCUCAGAGCCAGACCCGGGCCUCCCCUCGCGGAGAGCCAACACCGAGGCACCCGUGCUUGGAUAUCUUACAUUGUCUACUCGUGGAAGAAUCUAUUUCGGACGGUCAAGCUUGCACGCCGUUUGAUCGACGUUGUCUUGUUUCUGGCUAGCUGGUUUCUGAUUUCCGACGCUAUCGCGACGACUUCUUCAACUGCCAUAUUGUUUGCGAAGACAACCCUACAUAUGGAGCCGUGGGCAUUAGGAAUGAUUAAUGUUAUAUCUACGACCACGGGUGUCGCAGGUGCUUUCGGUUGGUCGUUUGUUUCUAGGUAUUUCAAGUUGAAACCCCAUCAGACUGUGCUGAGCUGUAUUGCACUUUUUGAAAUCAUACCUAUUUAUGGUCUUCUAGGCUACUUGCCUUUUGUCCAACGAUGGGGAGUUUUCGGGCUUCAACAGCCGUGGGAAAUGUACCCUCUAGCUGCCGUUUAUGGUCUCGUCCUUGGUGGACUUAGUUCAUAUUGUCGAUCACUUUAUGGGGAAUUGAUACCUCCCGGCUCUGAAGCUGCUUUUUAUGCAUUAUACGCCAUUACCGACAAAGGCUCAAGCAUAUUUGGGCCCGUUAUAGUAGGAGCCAUUAUAGACGCAUCCGGUGAGAUUCGACCGGCAUUUUGGUUCCUGGCAGCGUUGGUCAGCCUUCCUGCACCAUUCAUCUAUUUCGUCAAUGUCGAACGUGGCAAGUUCGAAGGAGAAAAACUGGCCGAGAUAAUCGAGGGCUUUAAGAGUAGAGAUGAUAUUCAUGAGGGCAGAUUUGGUAACGGUGUCGAUAGCCAAGGAAUUCUUUCGGCUUACGAUGGACAGGAUGAUGAGGAGGUUGACGGUCAUGCGAGGUCAUAA
This is a messenger RNA of Daldinia childiae, 1527 nucleotides long. RefSeq names its product Autophagy-related protein 22. NCBI's taxonomy places the organism in Eukaryota, Fungi, Ascomycota, Sordariomycetes, Xylariales, Hypoxylaceae. The transcript has a single exon. Gene Ontology annotation, biological process: amino acid transmembrane export from vacuole. The record is from RefSeq and is a predicted model, not a curated record. The coding region runs from base 1 to 1527 and encodes 508 amino acids.